CCUGGAAGGCGGGAAGAUUAUGUUCAAGAAUUGAAGAAUGCCGGCUUAGAGGUUGAUAUUUACGGUGGAUGCAGUAAGCAGGGAUUGACCCUUCCCAGAUCCCGAUUCGAUGAUAUUAAUACAACAUUUAGUCAGUACUUUUUCUACUUUUCCUUUGAAAAUUCCAUUUGCGAAGAUUAUGUGACAGAAAAACUGUUUGCUAAUUAUAACUACGACGUCAUACAAGUAGUCCGAGGUGGAGCGGACUACAAACAGCUACUUCCGACAAAUUCCUACAUAAAUACCGCAGAUUUCGAUAGUCCUGCUAAAAUGGUGGGACAUUUGAAAGCUCUAACGGGCAAUCACACUAAAUAUAUUGAAAUGUUGGUGAAUAAACGAAGUCUUCAGUUGGUUAAGGCACUUGUUGAUAUCGAUCCAAUUUACAGUAAACCAUUUUGUACAUUGUGUGAAAAGUUAAAUAAGUUGGAUGAGAAUAGGAGAGUGUAUACUUCGAUGCAUGAUCACUAUCGAUAAGAUCGCUGCACCUCUUGAUGGAGCCUGGUACUCCUGAUGCCUUUAUUUACAAUCUUCUUGCAUAGUUGUCUUUCACUACCGUGAAAAUAUGGAAAAAGCCGAGCUUUAAAUAUUUAUCAGCUUUGUUUAAAUGUCAGGCACAUUAUCAAAAGAAUAGUACAUUGCAUUAAUUAUUAGUCGAAUCGUUAUGGUAGAUUGAUUUUAAGUUAAACCUUUCAAAUACAAAGUAAAGAGUGUUUUUUUCCACAGAUAUGUUAAACGGUCGCAUUGUUAAUUACAUAAUCAC
Dreissena polymorpha is the source of this 799-nucleotide messenger RNA. Its product is annotated as alpha-(1,3)-fucosyltransferase C-like. Gene Ontology annotation, cellular component: membrane. The record is from RefSeq and is a predicted model, not a curated record. The annotation marks the transcript as partial. The transcript has a single exon. Gene Ontology annotation, molecular function: alpha-(1->3)-fucosyltransferase activity. NCBI's taxonomy places the organism in Eukaryota, Metazoa, Mollusca, Bivalvia, Myida, Dreissenidae.